CUCUGUUUACCUAAUCUAGGAAAUUAAAUUGAUGCAACUGGACUAAAUGCUAGGCAUCCGUGUUUUGAGGUUACAAGCUAGCAACUCUGGACUUAAUAAUGUGUACCACCAGGCGCUUUCACGAAACAAAAGCACCAAGACGAAGAAGGACAACCUGGCGCGUCAGGGCAAAAUAUUUAGCUCGUUGUUCGGAAAUCGUCUAAAGGGCAGCAAUAGCCGUUGGUACCCAUCGCCCGAUGCAAAUGCUCCAAGUAGCACUGGAUUCCAAAAGUCGAAUCACGCCUUAAAGUUCGGAACACCCCAUUCGCACUCCGCCCCGGACAACCAUCGCCGCAUGUCCGUUCUGAACAAGGUGUUCAUGACCAACAUAACGGAUAUUUUGGCCAACGGCGCAGUGGCCGAUUCGAUCGUUGGCCACGGGGUGCAGAUUUCGUAUGUGAAAAUCACCAGUGACUUUACACGAAUCAAUGUGUAUUGGCUGGGCAAAGAUGGGCAGGCGAACGAUGUGAUCGAGGAGAAGCUGAAUCGUUUGAGCGGCCAGCUGCAGCAUGAGCUGGCACAGCUGCAUCUUAUGGGCGAAGUUCCCCGGAUAAGAUUUGUCCAUGACAAAACGAGCAGCGGUCUUUAUCACGUCCACGAAGUGCUCACAAAGCUCGAUCAGUAUAAAUACUAUAAAUCUAGCCCAAAUAGCUAUACGGAACCAAAAGAAAUGGUUGCGGAGAGCUGCUCUCCAGCCACAGACAAGGCUAUUGAAUGGCCUGAGAUGCGACAGGAUUUCCUAAAUUUAAACCAAAGCUUAGUUAUGGAUAAGAUCCUCGGCAAGAUGCGCAAGUUCAAAGAGGCCUGGGCUCAUCACAAGCAACACGUUUCCAAGAUAGACUCUUAGUUUCAAUUUAAAUUACAAUAUAAUUGUCGACAAUAUAUGUAUAUAUAUAAUUAGAAAAUCACAAAUAAUAUUUUCUCGUUUAAAAAGGCGGUUGGGCUUAAAGUUAUUUCAAUAUUUUUGGGCAAU
Messenger RNA from Drosophila gunungcola (fruit fly), 1012 nucleotides. Its product is annotated as putative ribosome-binding factor A, mitochondrial. Gene Ontology annotation, biological process: rRNA processing. The record is from RefSeq and is a predicted model, not a curated record. Lineage: Eukaryota; Metazoa; Arthropoda; Insecta; Diptera; Drosophilidae. The transcript has a single exon. The coding region runs from base 47 to 886 and encodes 279 amino acids.